Molecule: messenger RNA, 1696 nt
Organism: Aspergillus welwitschiae
Lineage: Eukaryota; Fungi; Ascomycota; Eurotiomycetes; Eurotiales; Aspergillaceae
Exons: 2
Coding region: 252-992 (246 amino acids)
Source: RefSeq, a predicted model, not a curated record
AUUGUUGAAGUUAUCUAAACUAGUCUCAAGUCAUUCGUUUACGAACCCCUCUUUCUCACCCUCUUCCCCCCCUCCUCCUCCUCCUCCCUCACCUUCGCAGCUCGUAUUCCUCAUCCUCCUAUUCCUGUCCCCAAUAAAUAUAGCUAGUAGCCUCACGGGCUCCAGUUGUAUACCUACAUUUGAUUACUACCUCCACCACAACAUAAACAAACAGAUAACCCACCCGAACCACCACCACCACCACCGCAACCAUGUUCUGGUUCUCAUCCCACCAACAACAACAGCAACAACAGACUCCUCUCCUCCCACCCCUACCCACUUCGAAAUCCAAAAUCCGUAGAACCCUCAAAGCCCCCGGCCGUCCCAUCGCCAUCCGCAAAGACCAAAUCACCGACACCAAAACCCUUCUAAUCGUGCGUCCCCAAGGCGACGCCCAAUCCGCCGUGGCAUACAAAAUCCAAGAUGCCGACGGCAUAACGCUCUACACCGCUACGGGGCGCAAAUUCAGCGACCGACCCUGUCGCGAGUUUCGUGAUGCCUCGGGACUCCCGCUCUUUGAACUACACCGCAAGACCUCUUUCAAGAACAACUGGUCCGUCACCUUACCCGGCAGCAACCCAGCCAGUCCGAUAGCCAAAGGUGCUCUGCAGCGCUCAUCCUUCAGCGCCGCUGGCUGGGGGAACUGCAACUUCACCAUCACAUUCGACAAUGUAGCUGCGGCGGACGGGAAGCAGCCUGAGGAGCGUACCCUGACGUUGGAGGUGCAACGGCAUGGGAAUGUGUUGGCGCUGUUUGAUAUCGUGGAUGGGGAUCGCAAGAUCGCUGAGGUGAAGGAGAGUAUUCGCCAUAAUGAGAAGUUGGCGCUUAUGCCUGCGUCUCGGCUUGGGUAUCGCCCUGUUCUGGAUGUGAUUGUUACUCCCGGGGUAGAUAUGGCUUUGAUUGCAACGAUUGCGGUCAUCGCAUCAGACACAGUGUUUGCUUCGAAUUAUUGAUUGUGCGCGUUAUUGAAUUGUGGAUAUGUCGGAACGCCAUUAUGGUAACCAUGAGAUUAUGAACAUGAUGACUCUCUUUCUGUCUUUUUUCCCCUCUCUUCUAUUCGAUUUUUAUUUAUCACUCUAUUUUCUCAUCGUUCUAUUGUGGUCUUUUUCAUCGGUUGUGGGUACUUGAGUGGCUCGCUGGGCUGCGUUGAACCGCGGUUGACAGAUUCCAGGCGUUUGGAUGGUUUCCGGAGCUUCCCCCAAUGCUACCUAACUCUACCACUUCGUCAGUGGACCCAUACUUGGGUUCACAGUGGUUCUACUUGCUUGGCUCAUUCAAUUCUGUCUAAAGCUGUCACGCGGAUCAGCCCUUCCAGCGUCGGGAGUCUUCGGGUUUUGUUUACUUUACUUUUCUUUUUUUUAUUCUUUUGCUUUUUCAUUUCUAAUCUUGGAGUCGAGCUAAAAUGUAUAUAGUUGCGAUCGCUGAAAGUUUUCGUCAAAUCCAGUGAGGGGUAUUCUUAACUAGGAAAAAGCAAAUAAUCAAAGAUCAUCAUCCGUAGAUCGUGUGCCUUCACCGCAAGUGCAGCAAUUUCAGAAUAUCAUGGCGGCUGAAGAAUGAGCGAUUCCAUUUCCCGAAGAUAUCUAGAGACAACAUUAGUCCAUCCCCGGGCGACUAGAAGUAAUAGCAAGAAACACCUACACAUCGGAAUGCUCAAGGC